This is a messenger RNA of Cotesia congregata, 1440 nucleotides long. NCBI's taxonomy places the organism in Eukaryota, Metazoa, Arthropoda, Insecta, Hymenoptera, Braconidae. The record is from the annotation of a GenBank genome assembly.
AUGGCUGGUACAUAUAAACAGAGGGAUUUUAGAGCUGGAAUUGAAGACCAAAGUCUCAUCAAUGAGCUGACCACAAGAAAAAUAGUCGUCAGAGAACCAGUUAGAUUAUCUCCCGGCUGGGAAAGCACAGACAAACCAGACGACGAAUUAAAUUUCAGAAGCGUUACAAUGGACCAAGUUGACCUGGAAUUGAAUCCUCCAAAGGAUAAAUUGAACAUAGUAUUUUUAAUCAUGGUACUUCAUGGUAUUGGGACCCUUAUGCCUUGGAAUAUGUUCAUCACUGCCAGGAAUUAUUUUGAAAACUACAAGUUUUCAAGCAACUACACGGUUGAAAACACAACUUAUGCAAGCAAUUAUGUCAACAGUGUUAGCUUCUCUGCACAAAUUCCCAAUGUUAUCUUCAAUUGGAUUAAUCUUUUUAUGCCUCUUGGUGGAGAUUUGACUACGAGAAUUGUCUGGGGAAUUCUGGUACAAGUAUUGAUAUUCGUCGAAACAGUUGUUUUGGCUAUGUUGGAUACUUCUACUUGGCCAGGUGUAUUUUUCUGGAUUACAAUGAUCUCUGUCGUUGUUUUAAAUACUUUCAAUGGAAUUUAUCAAAACUCUGUGUACGGUAUGGCAGCUAAAUUACCUGGAAAGUAUACUGGUGCUGUUAACAUCAGUGGUACCUUUACAGCCUUAGUAGAUUUACUGGCUUUAAAAAUGGCCCCAAGUUUGCGAACCGCAGCAAUUUAUUAUUUCCUAACAGCACUUUUUGUGCUAUUAGCAUGUUUUGAUACAUAUUUCGCACUCCCAAUAAAUAGAUUCUAUCGGUAUCACGAAAUGAUAUUCCAAAAAGACAAGCAAAAAAAAGAGUUGGAAACAAAAUCAAAAAUUCAUGGAAGAACACCUUACUGGACAAUAUUCAAACAAGCUUCUCCCCAACUAUUUAAUAUAUUCUUCGUGUUCUUCGUUACCUUGAGUCUAUUUCCAGCAGUCCAAUCUAGUAUCAAAGCUUCAGAUGAAAAUUUCAUAGUGUCUGAAAAAUACUAUAUGAGCGUAAUGUGCUUUGUAACUUUCAAUGUAACAGCUAUGAUCGGUAGCUUGCUAGCCUCGCAUGUUCAAUGGCCGAAGAAAGAGUGUCUGGUACUACCAGUGGUACUGCGAGUGCUAUUUAUCCCACUAUUUUUAGUGUGUAAUUAUGUACCCGCGAAAGAAUUUACCCGGACAAUGCCGGUGUUGAUAACAAACGACUGGGUUUAUUUCGCAAUAGCCGUAUUGAUGGGAGUAAGCAGCGGGUAUCUCUCCUCGCUUGGUAUGAUGUACUGUCCCUCAACGGUUGAUUCUCGAUAUGCAUCCACUGCGGGGAUGUUUGGAGCAGCGUUUCUCAUCACUGGAAUCUUCACUGGCGUUCUUACCGCCAUAGUUAUGCCCUACAUUGUUUCUAUGCGCGUAUGGGAAUGA